AUGGGUUGUGAAUUGGAUCUAGCGGGGGAUGGUGGGUACCAGGUUUGUAAAGGGAACUGUGGCAGAUUGGUGCGUGUUGGGGUGUGGUCUACCAUGGGCAAGUUACAGGUGGGGAUGAAGUUCAACUUGAGGGUGGCGUGGGCAGCGUGGGAAAGAUUGGGGGAGAUGGUGCUUGUAGGGAAGAAGAUCGGGGCUGUGGUGAAAAGGAUGGGGGCUGCGAAUUUAAUUUCUUACUAA
Prunus armeniaca (apricot) is the source of this 237-nucleotide messenger RNA. Lineage: Eukaryota; Viridiplantae; Streptophyta; Magnoliopsida; Rosales; Rosaceae. The record is from the annotation of a GenBank genome assembly.